UUCUGAUUCCUUCUUCUAUUUUCUCCUUUUCUCGAUUUCAGAGUUGUAGAGUUUCCAGAAAUGCUUCCGCAGAGUUCUUCAGGCGCUUUUGAUUAACCUUCUGAUUCCGGUUCCGGUACAAAUAAAUCGAGCCUCCACUGAAUUUCACUGGACAAGACUCAUCACCUAACAAACCAGAGCUUCUUUCUAGGGUUUGUCUCUUGUUCUUCUGUUUUCACUUGUUUGGUAUGCUUGAGACAAAUCCUUUGAGUCUUUAUUGUGUAUUCUUUUUCAGGGUCGGUGACAUUUUCUUGGUUGUUGUAAGACUAUGGACAGAAUCAGUGGGUUACCUGAUGAAGUACUGGUUAAGAUACUGUCGUUUGUUCCGACUAAAGUUGCUGUGUCAACGAGCAUUUUGUCGAAACGAUGGGAGUUUCUUUGGAUGUGGUUGACUAAACUUAAGUUUGGUAGUAAACGUUAUUCAGAGUCUGAAUUCAAGAGGUUACAGUGUUUUCUUGAUAGGAAUCUGCCAUUACAUAGAGCUCCCGUUAUAGAAAGUUUCCGUCUUGUGUUAAGUGAUUCGCAUUUUAAACCUGAGGAUAUCAGAAUGUGGGUUGUAGUAGCAGUUUCUCGCUACAUACGUGAGCUGAAGAUUUAUAGUUCUCACUAUGGGGAGAAGCAAAACAUAUUGCCAAGUAGCUUAUAUACCUGCAAAUCGCUCGUGAUCUUGAAACUCGAUGGCGGGGUUCUCUUGGAUGUUCCUCGAAUGGUUUGUCUUCCCUCUUUGAAAACUUUGGAACUGAAAGGUGUGAGAUACUUCAAGCAAGGAUCUCUUCAGCGGCUUCUAUGUAAUUGCCCUGUUCUUGAAGAUCUAGUAGUGAAUCUAUCUCAUCAUGACAAUAUGGGAAAGCUUACUGUUAUUGUCCCAUCUUUGCAACGUUUAUCACUCUCUACACCUUCUAGUCGUGAGUUUGUCAUAGAUACUCCUUCUUUACUGUCUUUCCAACUUGUGGAUCGUAAUGAUAAUAGUCACACCUUUUUGAUUGAGAAUAUGCCUAAGCUGAGGGAAGCAUAUAUCAAUGUUCCAUUCGCUGAUAUCAAGAGUCUCAUCGGAUCAAUCACAUCUGUCAAGCGGCUUGCAAUAUCCUCUGAGGUUGGUUACGGUGAAGGUUUUAUCUUCAACCACCUUGAGGAACUAACGCUAUGGAACAAGUAUUCUUCGAAUCUCCUCGUCUGGUUCCUCAAAAACUCUCCUAACUUACGAGAACUAAUGCUCGUCUCCGAAACGGAUGAUCAUGAGAAUCUUGGUAUGCUUUCCUGGAAUCAACCGAGUAUUGUUCCUGAAUGCAUGUUGUCGAGUCUACAAAAAUUCACUUGGUUUAAAUACUUAGGAAGACCACAAGACAGAGAUAUUGCGGUUUACAUCUUGAAAAACGCUUGCCGCUUAAGGACUGCAACAAUCAAAUCUGAUACACGUUUGUUUACAAAACUCGAGAUGAUAACGGAGUUGAGACUUUCUUCCCAAGCUUCAUCAACAUGCGAACUCAACUUUUCUUGAGGAUUUGAGAUUCUAAGAUGUCUACAUUUAUAUAAUAGGAUUGUAAUUCCUAUCUAAACUCGUCUGACUGUCCAACAAAGAUCCUAUAACGAAUUUCUUGUUCUUCUACUCUCUUGCUCGUAUGGUUUAGUCUGUCAUAAAAAAAAAAACUUGUUUACGUAUAAUGGAGAUACACCAGAGCGAAGUUGUAUACCGAUAGUAUAAUGGAGAUGCUUUGUGAACAAGAAAAGAGUACUAGUUCUGUUUU
This is a messenger RNA of Arabidopsis thaliana (thale cress), 1784 nucleotides long. Its product is annotated as F-box/RNI-like/FBD-like domains-containing protein. Lineage: Eukaryota; Viridiplantae; Streptophyta; Magnoliopsida; Brassicales; Brassicaceae. The record is from RefSeq and is marked reviewed. The coding region runs from base 308 to 1537 and encodes 409 amino acids. The transcript is spliced from 3 exons.